AUGAAGAAGCUUAUUAUUGCAACUGGAGCAGUCACAGCUGCCGCUGGAGGAACCAUUGCUGCUGCUAAUUUUGACCCUAAAGUUAGAUCUAAAGUUGAAGAAAUGGUUCCAAAAUCAAAAGAAGUAUUUGAUUAUGUUUUAGGAUCCUCUGAAUCUAACGUAAAGCAGAUAAAAGAAAAUAUGGCUCCCUCUUUGGUUGUUGCACCAAAAAAAGUUUACCAACCUCCACCACUUGACAUGCCAACUGUUAAGGAAGAAGAAGUAAAAGUUUCUACUAGAAAACCUAUUGAAGUCUCUCCAGUUGAAAUUAAGCAAAGUGUAACUGAUAAUUCAAGAAUUUCGUUAACAGAAGAAAAAAAUAAACUAAAUAAUGAAAUUGAAAAUAAGCUCAUGGAAGCUUUGAAUAAAGCACAAGAAAAAAUUCAGUUUGCUAAUUCUGCUAAAAUAUUUACAUGUGAAGGAAUCAAUAAUUAUUCUAAAACAUUUAGACAAGCUGUAAGUAAUGGUGUUGAUGCUGAUUGGAACACCGUGAAAAAUGCCAAAAAGCGAGUUGAACAACUUAAAGCUGAAGAUAGUGCUGCCGAAGUCGAAGCUUUGAAAUUUGUUUCAGAUUUAGAAAAGGUUAUUGAUGAAGGAAAAAGAAACCCUUUAACUGCUUCUAAUCCAUUAGUUUAUAGUGCUGCUCAAACUGUUCAAAAAUUAAGAACUGAAAUAGAUCGCACCAAUUCUUUAAUCAAGAAAUCUUUAUCUGAAAUUGACGUUCUCAAGGACCACAAGAAACUUAUUGAAGAAAGCAGAAAAUCGUUUUUGGAAGAAGUUAAAGCUGUAACUCCGACAUUAGAUAUAAAUGCCACUGGUUCAAGUUUAACUGAAAAAGAACUUAACAGUCUUUUAGUUCAUGCUCAUUUAAAAGUUUCAAAAUUAAAUCAACGUUUAAUUGAACAAGAAUUGAGAGAAAAGGAGAUUGUUGCUCAGGCUAUUGAAAAACAAAAGAAAAUUGAUGAAGAGCUUGCAAGAGAAAGACUUGAAAGAGAAAUUGAAAAAGUAUUCUCUUUACAAAAAAUUGAUAAAGAAGCUGAAGUAGCUAGACUAAGAGAAGAAUUUGAUAAAGAGUGGGGAGAACGUUUAUCAAGAGAGAAAGUUGCCCAUGCUGAUCAUUUGGAGAAAGUUAUUAGAACUCAAAAAGAGAUUCACGAUAUUGAAAAUGCUGAAAAGGUUAGUGAAGCUAUUCAACAAGAAAGACGAAAACAUUCCCAAGAAUUUGAAUUAGCAAUUUCUCAAUUAGAAGGUAUCGAGCAUGCUCUUGACAAAAGAGCUGUUCUUGAUAUUGAAAAUAGAAAAGCUAAACAAUGUUGGUUAGCAUGUCAAAAUCUUCUUGAAUCAAUUGUUUAUGGUGUCAAAGCUGGUAAUUCCAUGGAACAACGUAGAAAACCUUUAGAACAAGAACUUGAAAUAAUUAAAACUGCUGGAAAAGGUGAUAAAUUUGUUGAAACACUAGUAAAUUCUUUUGAUGAGGAUGUUGUUAAAAAUGGUGUUUAUACUGAGGAAGAUCUUAAAAAUAUAUUUAAAAAAGUUUACAAUGUUUCAAGAAGAGUUGCUAAAAUCGACGAUAAUGGUGGAUCAUUAAUGAAAUACAUUUCUUCAUACAUUCAAUCGUUGUUUAUCAUUGAAAUUAAUCGAGAAUAUUCUAGAGAGGAUAAAAUUGAUAUUAACAACAUAUCUACAUAUGAUAUCUUAGAACGAACUAAAUAUUUCGUUUCCAGAGGUGAUUUUGAAACAGCUGUAAAGUUAGCUCAACUUUUAAAAGGUGAAUCUAAGAAUGUUGCCAGAAGUUGGAUAAAAGAUACACAAAAUUUCUUAAAUACACGUUUGUUGGCAGAAUUACUUGUUGCUCGUGCUGUUGUUAUCAGUGCCUGUACAAUUUAUUAG
Messenger RNA from Strongyloides ratti, 1929 nucleotides. RefSeq names its product Mitochondrial inner membrane protein. Gene Ontology annotation, biological process: cristae formation. Bases 1 to 1929 code for a protein of 642 amino acids. Gene Ontology annotation, cellular component: MICOS complex. NCBI's taxonomy places the organism in Eukaryota, Metazoa, Nematoda, Chromadorea, Rhabditida, Strongyloididae. The record is from RefSeq and is a predicted model, not a curated record. The transcript is spliced from 2 exons.